AUGUCGCAUCCAGCAUCCCCAAAGUCCCUCGAAGCACUGAACGCCUUCACCUUCGAGCGGAUCCUCCACGAAGACCCCAUAACCCACUCGCUCACCCUCCUCGGUACCUUUCCAAACCAGAAUGACGCCAGCGCCAAAGUUCAAGCCAUCGUUCGAAUCGAGAAGACGGCUCUCACCGCAGAGGACAGUCCUCGGUUCUUCGGAGAGAAUGGGUUGAUCAGGAAGGUGGAAGUGGAGGAGAGCACGGAUAUUUACACUUGGUUGUUUGGAUGGUUGAAGGAAGAAAGAGAGCGAGACGUGAAGAUUAAUGUGAUAUGUCCUGCCACUGAAGUCCAUAUUCGCAAGUAUACAACCCAGGAGAGGAUCGUGGUCCACGAAACGCCAGAGCUGUACAAGAAACACGUCAAGCCGUACAUCGAAGCCUUCCCACCUUCCCGAACAAAAUGGGUCGAGAACAUCCUCACCGGCGUAUCCGAACAACACAAAGUUCUCUUCUCCAGUCCCGAAUUCCUGAUCCUCCCAGAUAUGAAAUGGGACCUCAAAACUGUCUCCUCUUUAUACCUUGUCGCCCUAGUCCAGGAUCGCGCCAUCCGGAGCCUGCGUGACCUCCGGCAUACGCACGUCGAGCUGCUGAAAGCCAUUCGCCACCAGGCGAACCGUGUUGUACAGGAGAAAUGGGGUUUGGAGAGAGGAUCGUUGAGGAUGUAUAUUCAUUAUCAGCCCAGUUACUAUCACUUCCACGUCCACAUUGUGAACGUGAACUACGAAGGCGGUCUGCUGGGCAUGGCAGUCGGUCAGGCGCAUCUACUAGACGAUGUGAUCUCAAUGUUAGAACUGGACACAGGCGAUGGGCCUGGUAUAUUCCAGAGAAUUACACUCACGUACGCGCUCGGCGAUCAGCACGGUUUGUAUGAGGCGAUGCGCAAGAGUCUUGAAGAUCCCGCUAGUCAAUAA
Molecule: messenger RNA, 954 nt
Organism: Cyclocybe aegerita
Lineage: Eukaryota; Fungi; Basidiomycota; Agaricomycetes; Agaricales; Hemipholiotaceae
Source: the annotation of a GenBank genome assembly